ACGGUUUCGGCUCAAGGCUUGGUUGCCUAGUGGUCCUGGUUUCACCGCACUAAACCUGACCUGUUCAGGAACUUUUUGUAGGAACGAUGCACUUCGGCCACUUGUGGGCGGCUUUCAGAAUGGACUACUCGACUAACCAGCCCGACGUCCCGCAGUUGCCAACUUCGCUGGUGAGCCCCGUCAAAGCGGCCUGCGACUCCGACGACGCGUCCUCGGAAAGCCCCAAGCGCGUGUCGGAGGCGGCGCUCUUGGUUCAGGGUCCGUCCACCUGCGCGCCCGGGGAAAGUGCGUCGCAGACAGUCUGGACGACUCCACCCAGUACGCCGCGUGUGCGCUCUGGGUUGCCUGCAGCGCCGCCGUCUCCGCAAUUCGGAGAGCCCCGUGCGGAGCCCUUGCUUUUGGCCCUGGAGCGAAACUGCACGAAGCAAGUGCGCCUCGCCAUCGAGGCAGACCCCGAGGCAGCCAAGGAGCCGUUCUGGGACAGCCGCUUCGAGUGGCCGCUCUGCGCCGCGAUCCGCCUCAGGUGCAGCGUGGAGGUGGUCCGGCUGCUGAUCGAGAACGGCGCGGAGGUCGGCGUAGAGAGCGUCGGGGGGCAGUCUCCUCUCCAGCUGCUCAGCACGGGGACGGAGGAUCACCUCAUUGAUUUGAGGCGGAUGUCGAACACUCAGCCGGGCGCCGCCGAGUGGAUCGAGAGCAUGCGCCAGUCCACCGCGCAGUUCGAGCUGGGCGUGGCCACAGCAUUGCUGAACGCGGGCGCAGAUCCAGCGGCGCACCACGGAGACCCUCGGAUGGGAAGUUUCUCGAGCCAGGAGCUUGCACGGCGCUCCGGGAAAGAUCAUUUGACAGAUCUGUACGAAGCCCAUGUCCGUUGCUGAUUGUCUUACCCAAGCCAGCAGGAUGGAUCCCAAAUAAAUAUAAACCAGGGGCAUCAUCUGAAGCUAAAGAACCUAGGUUUUCAUUCCUAGAUAAUCAACCACGGUCGACGAGGAUUUCGGAGGUGACCUCCAAGCCAGGCCAUCUCGGGAGCGUGGCGCUCUGGAGCCUGCCUUGAUGGGGCCCUGGAGAUGAUGUGCGGCAUCGAUUGCCCAGGCCUUAGGACCCGACCUGGAACCGCUUGCCUAAUUACAGUUGCUGCAGCCUGUGCCAGGUCGGAUUGCUGGGCCGUGCAUCUCUGCCGCACCCGGCUGCACGUCUUUCUAUUUCGCCUCUCUUGGUCGGGUGCCGAGUCGAGCGGCGGAGGCGUCCCCUCCUCUCGCAUCAGACACUUCUGCGCCGUGCAUGCCUUCUACACCAUGCUGCGGCCUCGAUGCCCCUCUGCGCCAUGCAUGUCUUCGCACUAGCUGUAUGCCUUUGUACUUCGCCCCUUGGUCGGGUGUCGAGUCUAGCGGCGGAGGCGUCCCCUCCUCUCGCAUCAGACACUCCUGCGCCGUGCAUGCCUUCUACACCAUGCCCGGCCUCGAUGCCCCUCUGCGCCAGGCAUGUAUUCCGCACCGGCUGCAUGAAUUUGUAUUUUGCCUCUUGGUCGGGUGUCGAGUCGAGCGGCGGACUCGUCCCCACCUCGGGAAGUCACUCCUGCGCCGUGCAUGUCUUCUGCAUGUCUUUGUAUUUUACGCCUUGGUUCGAGCGGCGGAUUCAUCCCCGCCGACUGCUUGGCUAGAGGGUAGUUAGACUACGGUUCGCGGUGCGGACCAUGGCCGCUUCAUACUUUGGAGUCCGCCCGAGACUGCACGACUCCGAUUGUAAAGACGAUUAGGGGAACACGGCAUUCCCUCACACUUUAACGCUCAGUGGCAUGGACCCUCUUCUCUCAGCUUGAUGCCUUCCUCCCAUCAUGCUCUCACAUCUUCCCCCAUUUACAAUGUUUCCCAUCCUCCUCAUUAAUACCCGCUCGGUGCCGUCCCGGGUCGCCAGGUUGCGGGAAGUGCAUUCUCGCAUCCGACGUCGCAUGGACGAAGACUGUUUUUGGGUUGAUCAUAGUGUGUAGCUUACGUUCCAAAGACUCGUCAAAUGGGCUCACACAUGAGCAUGGGUUGAGGCCUCUAGACUAAGAGGAAGAACAGGUGAUGAGGAGGGCACGCUGAUUGCCGCAGCAGCAAUCGCACUAUUGAUCUCGCGCCUCGCGCAACGUUUGAGAUCCGACAUUGGUUCCUAGAUAGCGAAGCUUACGAGCCAGGGCCGCGAUCCCUCCCUCUCCCGAUCUACCCGCCCUGAUCCCGACUGACUAUGAUGGUCUCCUUUUGGGCUCCUCGAAAUCUUCUGUCUAGACAGUGAGGCGCUGGGCCAUCCAGCAUUCUUCCUGGCGCCCGCCUCGGGCUCAUCCCUCCCCCCUCCCCCUCCGUUCCCCUCUCCUCGCAGCCCUCGUCCAACCGUCCCACGAGCCCGGCCAGCAAGCGAAAGCCAAGCCUCGUCGCGUCAGCGGGGGCACCCCGAGGUCGGCUCGGCAGAGGGGCACGGCCAGCCCGCACGGCCUUGCACACACUCCCGAGGCACUAGAUUUUUUGCAUUGGGACCGCGGAGCGGCUGAGGCGAGCGACUCGAGCA
Prorocentrum cordatum is the source of this 2541-nucleotide messenger RNA. The record is from the annotation of a GenBank genome assembly. NCBI's taxonomy places the organism in Eukaryota, Dinophyceae, Prorocentrales, Prorocentraceae.